CAAUCCGUACGUAAAUUUAUUAUUGAAUUAAUCUUCAUGUUCCAACAACCUUCUGCCGUUAAAAAAAAAACAUUUUAAACGAACAUAGUCGGAAGAUAAACCUAGCCGGACAGGAAAACAAUAAGAGUAAAACAAGAUGUCGCUCAUCUUACUGAGGAGUUGUCCUAGGUUGUCAUCAUUAAACGGCUUUUGUCGCUUUGUAAAACACGAAAGUGUCAGCUUAAAACGGUGGAGAAAAGCACAGUUUUCUUGCCUAUCUCCCGGUGGCGUGGGGGUGUCUUUUCGACCGUACAGCCCCGACCGGGGCGAACAAAAACACAAUCAGAAGGUGGUGGUCGUCGGCAUCCCAAACCCUUUCAUUUGGAUACGAACACGAAUUUACUACUUUCUUAUCAGAGCAUAUUUUGAUUCGGAUUUCAACAUCAACGAGUUCACACAAGGGGCGAAACAGGCUUUCUGUCAUGUUUCAAAACUACUGUCUCAGUGUCGUUUUGAUGCUCUUGACGGGCUGGUGGCCAAAGACUUAAUUGGAAAGCUGGAGGAAAAGUGCAGCCUACUCCCACUGAUGUACAAAAUCGCGCUGUCUGCUGAACCCGACGAGGUCAUGUACACCACACCAGGAGAUGUUGGCAUCUACUACGAUGACAAUGGGAGAAGGUUUGUAAGUAUUUUGAUGCGUUUCUGGUACCUGACAAGCGCACAGCUUCCUGACGACACUUUGGAAGGGACUCGUAUCUUCCAGGUGGCUCUUGGAGAGGCAGAAACACAAACCAAGAGGCUGCUGACUGCAAAUUAUGAGUUUCAAAGGGAGUUCACUAAAGGAGUGGCACCAGACUGGACCAUUACACGAAUAGAGCACUCCAAGCUUUUGGAUUAAGAUUUAACAAAAGAAAAUUCCUUUGGAAAGUAGGUGUGAUACAAUAGCUCCAAUGGAAAGAAGUAGGGCAAGCAAACAGAUACGGCAUGCAUACCGUCUGCAGUAGAGUUGCAGCUUAUUUUUUCAUUGUUGUAUUGAUUUUCAGCACCUGUUCAACAAGGCUUUGUGUAUUUAUUUCACACCCCUUAAUAGAACCUUUGUGAAAUAUCAGACACUUGUCUGUGUUUUGAUGCAGUGUGUAUCAACAAGAUUGUUUUAUGAUACUCUGA
Dunckerocampus dactyliophorus (ringed pipefish) is the source of this 1146-nucleotide messenger RNA. RefSeq names its product matrix AAA peptidase interacting protein 1 (gene maip1). Gene Ontology annotation, cellular component: mitochondrial inner membrane. The coding region runs from base 137 to 877 and encodes 246 amino acids. Lineage: Eukaryota; Metazoa; Chordata; Actinopteri; Syngnathiformes; Syngnathidae. The record is from RefSeq and is a predicted model, not a curated record. The transcript is spliced from 5 exons. Gene Ontology annotation, biological process: inner mitochondrial membrane organization; protein insertion into mitochondrial inner membrane from matrix. Gene Ontology annotation, molecular function: ribosome binding.